AUGCCUUCACUAAAGGACCUCAAUUGCGUCAUCGAGCUAUCCGGGAGCCAACAAGCAUUGCGAGAGUUCGGCACCAUAUACGGCGACGGGUUCGUAGAAACCUUCGUCCCUGUACCCAACAAGCCACAGUCUUUCUCUAUCCACCUCACCUCCAACAAGUUCAUCGCUCCCGGGGUUGCGAUCUUCGUCUACGUCGACGGCGUUUAUCAGUGCAACCGCAAUAGGCAGGAUUUGAAGCUACGGAAGCCUUCCGAUAGUCGCUCUCUUGUCGACUUUCGCGUAAGGCAGAAGGAAGAGAGGCAAAAAGAUGGGUCGAUGAUUGCGAGGGAGUGGGCUUUUGAUAAACUCAACAUUGCUUCAGCGGACGAUGCACCGAAUAUUUGUUCGCCAAACGUUCUCGACAACAUAGGCUGCAUCGAAGUCGUCGUUCUACGAUGCGCCGGUACGCGCAAUGCCAAAUCUGCCUCAACGAUGAACUUUGAUGGAGCAGGAGAUUUCCCAGAUCACCGGUUUGGCAUAGACGAUAGCUCAUCGCCAUCUAACGAGAGGUCUAUGUACGAUGAUCGUGGCCCCUUCUUCAGCAACUUUGGCAAUAGCCAUGGUCCACCACCGCCUCUCCCGUCUUAUCGCUCGCCAUACGCCGAAACGGUACGUAGCCCGCAAGGCUCGACAUCGAGAACUCAUCGCACUACAUAUGGAGCUCAGGAGCUCUUCCCUCCGGCGGCUAUCGUAAACCACUCGCGGCCACAUUCCAGAUACUCAGAGCCUAUCAGUCCGGGGGCGCGGCGCACCAACGACCUUCCUCCGUCAGGGUUUCAGUAUGGUAGCGGUCCUAUCCCGCGUGACGGAGAACUAUAUAACACACAUCCUCCUCAUGUCGGAGCGGUGCAACCUCCUAGCGUGGAUCCGAUGUGGUUGAACAAUCUUCUUACGACGGCAGUGAAGCAGGGAGUGGAGGAGUCAGGACGGAUGGACACACAAUCUGAAGGGCAGCCGAAGUACAAGGAAACAAAUAUUGAUGCGAAGUCUGCAACUCAACCACCAGGAGCAUGGCCCGAAUCUCCAUUCGAUGCUCCAACACAACCACAUCAACACAUAGAGCAGCCAGCCUUUUCCUCACGCGAACACAAGAGUGAGCACGGUCCAAACUGGGCCAAGCCACAGCCUGGCUGGGGCGAACGACCUCCACGAAGUAGAGCGGGAACCCAUGUUACCUGGAACGCUGAGCCUGCUUUCGAGACCGACUCCUCCAAUUUCGGCGGAUGGAACGCGCGGGAAGACACCCCGUCCGAUACCUGGGACACUGGAGAUACUUGGCCGACCAACAAGGCAGCUGAAUGGGACGCCUCCAGUCAACAGGGAAAACUCUGGCAUCCUGUUGCUUACGCUGGUCCGCCUGCUCCGGUAAUGGCCACUCCAGAGUGGGACGCUGCUGUUCAUGAGGCGAUGAGGAAGCCCAGCAACGUUCCAAGUAACGUUUUCCCAGCCCCGUACGCACCGUCGAUGAAGGAAUUUGUUCAGAGCACAGCUGGUGACAAACUGGGAGGUGAUCGACCAUCUUCGCUUGCGUCUUGGGGUAACGACAAGAACGAUCACACCGACAAACCUUCUUGGGGAAAGGCAACUGAGAAGAAUCUCGGCUGGGGCAAGGAUACUGAGAACGGUUGGCAAGAAAAGAACACCAAGGAGAACGACAAGAAGGGUUGGUACUCAACCGAUGAUGAUCAGGCCGGAGGCUGGAACGAGGCCGAUGGCAACAAGAAGAUCCAGGCGGGCAGUGACUGGAACAGGAAAGACCACGGCUGGGAUAACCCCCCAUCCUCACCAAAACAAGAGCGAGUCGACAAGAUGAACGACUGGGCUGGUCUCAAAUCCGCCUUGACAUCCGCUUUCGCCAACCCACCAACCCCAGCACCAGAAGCCCCCUGGCCAACCCAAUCAUGGAGCUUCCCCGCCGACAACGCCGUAAAGCCCACUCUUCAACAGCCAACGCCUACACCCUUCGCCUCCGCUCCAGCACCGCCAGCCCCGGCAUCGGAGAAAGGCAGAUUGCCUUCUCAACGCAUGAGCAACAAGACCCUCUCAAGAUACCGACCCAAUCACAACUUCCCCUCCCGCAUCCAUCCCAAACCCACGCCAAACUUCACAGCGCAACCGCACUGGCAGUUCCCUCCUGCGCCAUCUACCUCUACACCCAAGAACGUCCUUCAUCACUCCUCCCCGAACGAUACAUACAUCGCACCCGCAGAACCGCGCCUCACCAUCAGCAAAUCCACAUCCAGCAAAAGCGGUAUCGAACACGCCGUGCGCGCAGGUAAAGCAACGGAGUACGGUCAUGUAGUUGGUCGACCUGAGUAUCUGGAUAGGUUGGAGAAGCCGUAUGCGGUGUUUCGGUUUAAGUAUCGGAGUGAGGGGGUGUUGAGGGGGUUGGGUGUGCUUGGGGAGGGUGACAUGAAGCAUUAUGAACAUGGAAAGAAGGAGAAACAGGAGGUAGAAAAGUUGAAAGGCAUACCGCAGGAGGAACUCAUUGCGAAGAUGUUGGCUUUGGAGAGAAAGUUGAAGGGUAAAGAUGAUGGGGAGGGUACUACGGUUGCGGGUGAUGGUGGGAAGGAGAGGAAGCACAGUAAGACCCACGCCGAUAAGGAGAAACAGAAGCAGAAGCAGAGGAGGUCAAGUGAGAAAACGGAUGCACAUGGCGACGGCCGGGUGAAGGACUUCACGGAACAGUGGGUUGAGCGGCAUUCGAGAGAUCCGAGUGUGAAAGCGAAGAGUGCGGCUGUUAAGGAAGUAGGCUGGGAGGGAGAUAAGGAGAGGAAGGAGAAGGAAGUAAUGGGAACGUGGGGACAGGAUGCGGAUGAGGGAUGGGGAGGUGGAGGUAUGAAAUGGUAG
Messenger RNA from Alternaria infectoria, 2889 nucleotides. RefSeq lists its product as uncharacterized. The transcript has 3 exons. Bases 1 to 2889 code for a protein of 962 amino acids. NCBI's taxonomy places the organism in Eukaryota, Fungi, Ascomycota, Dothideomycetes, Pleosporales, Pleosporaceae. The record is from RefSeq and is a predicted model, not a curated record.